This is a messenger RNA of Sphaeroforma arctica JP610, 489 nucleotides long. RefSeq lists its product as hypothetical. Lineage: Eukaryota; Ichthyosporea; Ichthyophonida. The coding region runs from base 1 to 489 and encodes 162 amino acids. The transcript has 2 exons. The record is from RefSeq and is a predicted model, not a curated record.
AUGCUGGACGAAUCCGGUAGUAUCAUCGAAGACGGGCCCGAAAAACCCGAGUUUAAAGGCAGCACACGCACCUUGCGAGUAUAUUUGGACACCAACCAGUACUACCAGGACAUCCAGGCGCUGAACAACGGGGGUGUGGACAUUUAUGGAGGAGUGAAUCUGCUCAUGAGGCGGCAGGCAAAAGAAAACAACUUCAAAGCGGUGCUCGAGACCAUCAGGAAUCUGAUGAAUGUGCAGUGCUUGGUACCAGAGUGGCUGCAUGAUGUGUUCUUGGGUUACGGUGAUCCGGCCAUGGCGCAUUACCGUCACACAGAGAUGAAGCAACCUACACGCACCUUCAACGUCAACGAUACAUUUGUGGAUAUCAAACACCUGAAGAGGUCUUUCCCUUCAAAUACUAUCGAAUGCGUUGUGCCUGAGGAUAGCCCCGAAUGUGUGCCUCCGUUUAAUAUCAAGCUGCCCGAUCCUGGUACGUUAGACGUGUUGUAG